This is a messenger RNA of Carassius gibelio (silver crucian carp), 1802 nucleotides long. RefSeq names its product G-protein coupled receptor 183-B. Gene Ontology annotation, molecular function: G protein-coupled receptor activity; oxysterol binding. The transcript has 2 exons. The record is from RefSeq and is a predicted model, not a curated record. Gene Ontology annotation, biological process: G protein-coupled receptor signaling pathway. Bases 182 to 1252 code for a protein of 356 amino acids. Gene Ontology annotation, cellular component: membrane. NCBI's taxonomy places the organism in Eukaryota, Metazoa, Chordata, Actinopteri, Cypriniformes, Cyprinidae.
AAGAGAAAAGAGAGGAACAGAGUAACAGACAGUGAGAAAGAGGCAGGAAGAGAUGCUGAACUCUUGGUUUUGCUGCAUUUCACGCUGCUUUAAAAGUGUGAUAUAGAGAUUUUGAGUAACACCAAUGUCUGAGUGAACAUUUGCUCUCUCUUAUCUGUGAUUUCUUCUGUAUAUAACUAAGAUGGACACUGAUUUAGACCAAAACUACUCUUGCACCAACUUGUAUGACCAUCGUCCAGUGGCCCGGGUUCUCAUUCCUCUGGCCUAUUCCAUCAUAUGUCCAGUGGGACUUUUAGGCAACGCCCUGGCUCUUCAUGUGAUCUUCCUCAACAUCACCAAACUCAAUUCCAUCACGCUGUAUUCCGCCAACCUGGCAGUGUCGGAUAUCCUGUUCUGCCUGUCGCUUCCCCUACGAGCGGUUUACUACGGCCUUGGCUUCCACUGGCCCAUGGGGGAAGGACUCUGUAAAGCCAUAACGCUGCUCUUCUAUGUGAACUGCUAUGCUGGAGUGAACUUCAUGACUUGUCUGGCAAUCGACCGGUUUGUGGCACUGGUGUUUCCAAUGAAGCUAACCAAAUGGAGAAAAGUGAAAAAUGCCCGAUUGGUGUGUAUAGCCAUAUGGCUCCUGGUGCUGGCCCAGACGCUGCCUCUCCUGACCAUCAGAUUGACCAAAAAGGAGCAUGACAACAACAUCACCUGUAUGGAAUACCCUAAUUUCGAGGGCCUUUUCAAAGGGCUGCCCUUCUUGCUGAUUAUUGGGGUAGGUAUAGGCUUUGUAGUCCCACUGGUGACAAUCAUCGCCUGCUACUCUAUAUUGACCCGUAAACUACGUCUAGCAGCAAAGUCAAACCGACUGACAGAACGUUCUGGAAGGACCAAAAAAGCAAGAGGAGUGAUCGCAGGAGUGGUAUUUGUGUUCAUGGUGUGUUUCGGCCCAUACCAUCUAGACCUUCUGCAAUACAUGAUCCGAAAACUUAUCUAUGAUCCGGACUGCAAGGAGCUCCAGUCCUUUCAGAUAUCCCUGCAUAUUACAGUGUGCCUUAUGAACUUAAAUUCAUGCCUGGAUCCCUUUGUUUACUUUUUUGCAUGUAAAGGCUACAAGCAGAAGCUGAUGAGAAUGAUGAAGUGGCAGGUUGGCACCCACUUCUCUAGUGUUGGAAGAACCUCACAUGAAAGUUCAGGCACAGGCGAUAUGCGCGCUUCACGCCGCAAUACAGGAAUGACAAUGAACAACGUUAGAGAAGCUCAGUAAAACAACUGGCAACAAAAGCCAACAUUAGGUGAUGAAAAGAGGUAACAAACACAUACAGUAUGUGGGGCAGAACUUAAAGCCAAGAACAAAGCAAAAAAUGUCCCAGACAACUCAUCUUUCCAGAUUUGAAACAGCACACACUUCAUGAAACAGAUGGACGCUUGACAAGCACUGCCAUCAAAGUUGAGAAAGAAAAAAUACUUGCUGCAAAAAGACUAGUCCAUGACGUAAUUUACCAUUUUCCGUUCAAAACAUGACUGUUAAAGGGUCAGUUCACCAAACAUGAAUAUUCGGUCAAUAUUUACUCACUUGUUCUAAAACUGUAUGUCUUCCUUUCUUUUAUGAAACUUAUUUUUUGAUUUACAAUGGAAGUCAAUAAUCACCAAAAUAGUUUGAUUAGCAACAUUCUUUAAAAUAUUUUCUUUUGUUUUUCAAAGGAGAUGGAAAGUCACAGGUUUGAAAUGACAUGAGGUUGGGAACGGUUUUAUUUUGGAGGUGAACUAUUCAUUUAGGCACGGUUGAAGGUUCACACAUAAAUACAUGAAUCAUU